CAAGCCGAAAAAGUCAUGGCACUCUCAACAAUACCCAAUUUCACGCGCAAACGUCUUACAAGUGUACUGUGAUUCCUAUUCAAAUCGCGAGUGCUGAUUGAUUCAUCGUGACUUGGUUAAACCUUCCCAGUUAUGUCUACUUGGCGUGCGUUAAACCACCUCGGUCCCCCACCUCGAACCCCCGCAUUCUGGUCUUCCCUUCCUCCACCCGCAAUUAUAGUAUCGUUGGAACCUCAUCUAUUGCUAGAGUACUUACUCCUUGUACUAUACGCUUGUUCCUGCUCCAUAUCAUCUACCGUCCAUCAACCAGGUCUGCGGUUCGUCUUCCCACCUCAGUGGUUCUCGUCGAUCCUUCAAUAUGUCAUCUGCCGCUGGCAGAUUGUCUGCUCUCGCAUCUCAACUCUUACCUUCGGCAUUCUCUUCGCAAAAGACUGUUCCAGAGACCCAAAGCUGUAAUACACAUCAACUAUCUCCCACCUUCUUUCUGCCACGUGCAGCGACAAUCGAACCAAAUGCUCCUGCCAUCUACCAUGUUACUGCAAACAAGAAGAUUCUGCGGAGAAGCUAUCAAGAAUUUGCGGAUCGUGCCAGAGGUCUUGCAUACUAUCUGAGACGCCAUAACUAUAAGCGAGUUGGCAUCUUGUGUCCCAAUACACCUGCUUUUCUGGAAGCCAUUUUUGGGAUUGCGGCUGCAGGAUCAGUCAAUGUUGGAGUCAACUACCGAUUGCAACCGGUAGACAUUACUUACAUCUUUGAGCACUCUGAGGUGGAUAGCAUUAUUGUGGAUGCCGAGUUUGUUCAACUGCUGGAUGGUUUCCGGAAAGCGCAUCCUGACAUUAAGAUCAUCAUCGACACCGAUACUGAUGCGACCGAGGGACAGCUCUCGGGGCCCUUCGAUGAAGCAGUCCUUGAGGGGUUGAAGUACGACAUUGAGACUGGGUCUAAAGGAUGGGAGAAUCUCGAACAUACUACUCCUGACGAAAACUCGCUACUCGCAUUGGCCUACACUUCUGGAACCACUGCGCGGCCAAAAGGAGUGAUGUACUCGCAUAGAGGUGCUUACCUCGCGGCCAUGGGCAAUAUUAUUGAAUCUGGUCUAAAUUAUCAUGGGUCGCAACGUGCCCACUAUCUCUGGACAUUGCCGCUGUUCCAUGCAAUGGGUUGGACGUUCCCAUGGUCAGUCACAGCGGUCCGUGGCACACAUUACUGUUUGAGAAAGAUCGAUUAUCCAGAGAUCUGGCGACUCAUGAAGGAAGAAGGCAUCACUCACAUGAAUUCGGCCCCAACGGUAAACACACUUCUGUGCAAUGAUCCUGGAGCUGAACGAUUACAACAACCCGUUCGUGUAACAGUGGCAGCGAGCCCACCCUCGGCUCAUCUGUUCAAGACCAUGGAGAACUUGAAUCUGUAUCCCGUUCAUGUUUAUGGAAUGACAGAAACGUACGGACCCAUAACCAAAGGCUACCACAUGCAAACAUGGAACCAGCUACCAGGAGACGAGAAGUAUGCAAAGAUGGCUCGUCAAGGACACGGCUUCGUCACAUCUCUGCCUGUGCGUGUGAUCAAGACUGACCUUCCAGACGAUCACAUCGAAGAUGUCGAAAAGAAUGGCAAGGAGAUUGGCGAAAUCGUCUUUUUAGGCAACAUCACCUGUCUCGCUUAUUACAAGGAUGAGGAGGCGACCAGAAAGUUAUUUGCCGGAGGAGUCUUGCACAGCGGCGACCUUGCUGUUGUGCAUGAAGAUAGUGCCAUCCAGAUUCUCGAUCGAGCCAAGGAUAUUAUCAUCUCAGGAGGAGAAAACAUCUCAAGUGUCGCCUUGGAGUCUAUGCUGGUUACCCAUCCGGAUAUUCUCGAAGCAGCAUGUGUAGCAGUGCCUGAUAGUCAUUGGGGAGAGCGCCCACAUGCCUUCGUCACUGCAAAGAAGGAGAGCCUCAAAGGCGAGGAAGUGAUUGAGUGGGCCAGGAACCAGAGCAACAUCAGCCGCUUCAUGGUCCCUAGAGAAGUGACCAUAGUGGCUGAGCUCCCAAAGACGAGUACCGGAAAGCUACAAAAGAAUGUGUUGCGAGACUGGGCCAAGAAGGGGGAGAAGGGGGUGUAAACGGAUGUGGAACUUCCGCAGCCGGACGGGAUUGCGGAUCAUGUUGAUCGACGUUGGCUACAGAAAUAUACGACGCAUCUAUGCGUACGGAUAUUCUGACCAAACAGACAUGCUUAAAAACUCCUGUAGAAUAUAUGUUGUGCUAAAAUCUGUCAUUUUUAGCCAUCUCCCACGACCACACCUGGGGUUAUACAGCCGGCCUGUAGCAAUACACGGUAUUUUCGAGAUCAGUGCAGUCGUCCGCAGAAGAGUAUAAACCGUUCUGCUCUCGGUGGAGGCUACGCAUAAUGUUCACAGAAAUCGUGCAUUUCUAUAGCGAUGUUCAGCACAAGGGGAGGCAGUGAUGUUGAUAGGAUACGCGAAUCACGUCAAACAGCCAUAGAGUGAAAAAAGAAGACAGGU
This is a messenger RNA of Aureobasidium pullulans EXF-150, 2500 nucleotides long. Its product is annotated as acetyl-CoA synthetase-like protein. Bases 359 to 2098 code for a protein of 579 amino acids. Lineage: Eukaryota; Fungi; Ascomycota; Dothideomycetes; Dothideales; Saccotheciaceae. The record is from RefSeq and is a predicted model, not a curated record. The transcript has 6 exons.